CGCGCAAGCACAGCUUGAAUCACAUGGUGGAUCCUGGCUUGAGGCUGGAUUCAGAGCUCGCCGGUGCCGAGUGGGCUACCUCGCUGGGUGUCAGAAUUUAGAUCCGACCUGCAGGAUGUUGGUCUCCAAGAACACGCCCUGGCGGCGGCUGCGGGGCAUUUCCUUCGGGAUGUAUUCGGCCGAAGAGCUCAAGAAAUUAAGUGUUAAAUCCAUCACAAACCCUCGGUACCUGGAUAGCCUGGGGAACCCAUCGGUGAACGGCCUGUACGAUUUAGCUCUGGGCCCUCCGGAUUCCAAAGAGGUGUGCUCCACCUGCGCGCAGGAUUUCAACAACUGCUCUGGGCACCUGGGCCACAUUGAACUCCCGCUUAUGGUGUACAACCCUCUCCUCUUCGAUAAACUAUACCUGCUGCUCCGGGGCUCUUGUUUAAACUGCCACCUGCUGACGUGUCCUCGGGCUGUGAUUCACCUCUUAGUCUGCCAGCUGAGGGUUCUGGAAGUCGGGGCCCUACAAGCAGUCUACGAGCUGGAGCGAAUUCUGUACAGGUUUCUGAGAGAAAAUCCUGAUUCUUCUGCCUCUGAAAUUCAGGAGGAGCUGGAGCAAUACACAGCUAAGACUGUACACAACAACCUCCUGGGUUCCCAGGGUGCUCAUGUGAAAAAUGUGUGUGAGAGCAAAAGCAAGCUCGUUGCUUACUUCUGGAAGGCACAUAUGACGGCCAAGCGCUGUCCCCACUGCAGGACUGGGCGCUCAGUUGUCCGCAAAGAGCACAACAGCAAGUUGACGAUCACGUUUCCAGCCCUGGUGCACAGGAAAGCUGUCCAGAAGGAUCCAGAACUGCAGGAAAUUGAAGAAGCUCAGAUGGGAAAACGAGGGUACCUGACACCCACCAGUGCCCGUGAACAUCUUUUUGCCAUUUGGAAGAAUGAAGGAUUCUUUCUGAAUUACCUUUUUUCGGGACUGGAUGAUGUUGGCAUGGAAUCCAAAUUCAAUCCCAGUAUGUUCUUCCUUGAUUUCCUGGUGGUGCCACCCUCAAGAUAUCGCCCUGUCAGCCGCCUGGGAGACCAGAUGUUUACCAACGGCCAGACAGUGAACUUGCAGGCCGUCAUGAAGGACAUAGUUCUGAUCCGAAAGCUUCUGGCAUUGAUGGCCCAAGAACAGAAGCUGCCAUCGGAGAUGGCAAUGCCUGCCACCGACAAGGAAAAAGACUCUUCAAUUGCUAUUGACCGGUCCUUUUUAAGUACACUUCCAGGCCAGUCCUUCACAGACAAACUUUACAACAUUUGGAUUCGCCUUCAGAGCCACGUCAAUAUCGUGUUUGAUAGCGAGAUGGACAAACUGAUGAUGGACAAGUACCCAGGCAUUAGGCAGAUCCUGGAGAAGAAGGAAGGCUUGUUCCGGAAGCACAUGAUGGGAAAACGAGUGGACUACGCAGCCCGCUCUGUCAUCUGCCCCGACAUGUACAUCAGCACCAAUGAAAUUGGGGUCCCCAUGGUAUUUGCCACUAAACUGACCUACCCGCAGCCAGUUACACCCUGGAACGUUCAGGAACUGAGACAAGCCGUCAUCAACGGCCCCAACGUGCACCCAGGAGCCUCCAUGGUCAUCAAUGAGGAUGGCAGCCGCACAGCUCUGAGUGCCAUGGACGUAACCCAGCGAGAAGCCGUGGCCAAGCAGCUCCUGACACCAGCCAUGGGUGCACCUAAGCCCCAGGGGACAAAAAUUGUAUGCCGGCAUGUAAAGAACGGAGACAUUCUCCUUCUGAACCGACAGCCCACCCUGCAUAGACCCUCCAUCCAGGCCCACCAUGCCCGCAUCCUGCCCGAAGAGAAAGUCCUACGUCUCCACUAUGCCAACUGCAAGGCCUAUAACGCCGACUUUGAUGGAGAUGAGAUGAACGCCCACUUCCCACAAAGCGAGCUGGGCCGGGCUGAGGCCUAUGUCCUGGCCUGCACCGACCAGCAGUAUCUUGUUCCCAAGGAUGGCCAGCCAUUGGCGGGUCUGAUCCAGGAUCACAUGGUUUCAGGUGUAAGCAUGACUACUCGGGGUUGCUUCUUCACCCGGGAACAGUACAUGGAGCUGGUGUACCGCGGACUCACAGACAAAACAGGGCGCGUGAAGCUCCUUCCUCCUGCCAUCCUGAAGCCCUUUCCACUGUGGACGGGAAAGCAGGUUGUGUCAACGCUGCUCAUAAACCUAAUCCCAGAGGACCACGUCCCACUGAACUUAUCUGGAAAGGCGAAAAUCAGCGGGAAGGCCUGGGUGAAGGAGACCCCUCGACCCAUCCCCGGCUUUAACCCUGACACUAUGUGCGAGUCCCAGGUGAUCAUCAGGGAAGGGGAACUGCUCUGCGGGGUGUUGGACAAGGCGCACUAUGGGAGCUCUGCCUAUGGCCUGGUCCACUGCUGCUAUGAGAUCUAUGGUGGCGAGACCAGCAGCAAGGUCCUCACCUGUCUGGCCCGCCUCUUCACCGCCUACCUGCAGCUGUACCGAGGCUUCACCUUGGGCGUGGAAGACAUCUUGGUGAAGGCAAAAGCGGAUGCUAAGAGACAGGCAAUCAUUGAAGAGUCCACCCACUGUGGGCCCCAGGCUGUCAGGGCCGGGUUAAACCUGCCAGAAACGGCAUCACAUGACGAGGUCCAAGGAAAAUGGCAAGAUGCCCAUCUGGGCAAGGACCAGAGGGACUUUAACAUGAUUGAUCUGAAGUUCAAAGAGGAAGUGAACCAUUACAGCAAUGAGAUUAACAAGGUUUGUAUGCCAUUUGGUCUGCACAGACAAUUCCCAGAGAACAACCUGCACAUGAUGGUGCAGUCAGGAGCAAAAGGGUCAACUGUGAACACGAUGCAGAUCUCGUGCCUACUGGGCCAGAUUGAAUUGGAAGGUCGGAGACCCCCGUUGAUGGCAUCUGGCAAGUCGCUGCCCUGCUUUGAGCCUUAUGAAUUCACCCCCAAGGCUGGUGGCUUUGUCACUGGCCGGUUCCUCACUGGCAUCAAGCCUCCUGAGUUCUUCUUCCACUGCAUGGCGGGACGAGAGGGCCUGGUCGACACUGCCGUGAAAACCAGCCGCUCCGGCUACCUCCAAAGAUGCAUCAUCAAGCACCUGGAGGGGCUGGUCGUCCAGUAUGACCUGACAGUCCGUGACAGUGAUGGCAGCGUGGUGCAGUUCCUGUAUGGGGAGGAUGGCCUGGACAUUCCCAAGACACAGUUCCUGCAGCCUAAGCAGUUCCCCUUCCUGGCCAGCAACUAUGAGGUGAUAAUGAAAUCAAAGCAUCUCCAUGAAGUUUUAUCCAGGGCAGAGCCCCAGAAAGCUCUCCGGCACUUCAGAGCCAUCAAAAAAUGGCAAAACAAGCAUUCCAAUGCCCUGCUGAGAAGAGGCGCUUUCCUGAGUUACUCCCAGAAAAUUCAGGCAGCCGUGAAAGCCCUGAGCCUCGAGGAUGAGAACCGGAAUGGCCGUAGCUCUGGGACUCAACAGAUGUUGAGGAUGUGGGACGAGUUAGACGAGCAGAGCCGAAGGAAAUACCAGAAGAAGGCGGCCCCUUGUCCUGACCCCACUUUGUCUGUGUGGCGCCCAGACAUCUACUUUGCAUCCGUUUCAGAAAUGUUUGAAAGAAGGGUUGAUGACUACUGUCAAGAUUGGGCAGCUCAAGCAGAGAAGGGUUAUAAGAAAUCAGAGCUUUCUCUCGACAGGUUGAGGACCUUGCUGCAGCUGAAGUGGCAGCGCUCACUGUGUGAGCCGGGCGAGGCUGUGGGCCUGCUGGCCGCCCAGAGCAUCGGAGAGCCCUCAACACAGAUGACCCUGAACACCUUCCACUUUGCAGGCAGAGGCGAGAUGAACGUCACCCUGGGCAUUCCAAGGUUGAGGGAGAUUCUCAUGGCAGCCAGUGCCAACAUCAAGACGCCCAUGAUGAGUGUGCCUGUGCUCAACACCAAGAAAGCCCUGAAGAGAGUAAAAAUCCUGAAGAAGCAGCUCACCAGGGUGUGCUUAGGGGAGGUGUUAGAGAAAAUUGACGUCCAGGAGUCCUUCUAUAUGGGAGAAAAGCAGAACAAGUUCCAGGUAUAUGAGCUGCGGUUUCAGUUCCUGCCACAUGCGUACUACCGGCAAGAGAAGUGCCUGAGACCUGAGGACAUCCUGCGCUUCAUGGAAACAAGAUUCUUUAAGCUUCUGAUGGAAUCCAUCAGGAAGAAGAAUAAUAAAGCGUCUGUCUUCAGAACUGUGAACACUCGAAAAGCCACACAGCGGGACAUAGAUGAUGCUGGGGAGUCAGGGAGGAAUCGGGGAGAGCAGGAAGGAGAGGACGAGGAGGAGGAGGGCCACAUUGUGGACGCUGAAGCCGAGGAGGGGGAUGCCGAUGCCUCUGAUGCCAAACGCAAGGAGAAGCAGGAAGAGGAGGUGGAUUAUGAGAGCGAGGAAGAGGAGGAGGAGGAGGGCGAGGAGGAGGACGUGCAGGAGGAGGGGGCCUGCCGUGGCGAAGAUGCCCACGAGGCCCAAGAGCAAGACGAAGAAGUGGGUUCAGGCACCGAGGAAGACCCCACCUCGCCUGCCCUCCUGACCCGACCCCGGAAACUGAGCCAGGAACCCCAGGGGGCCGAGGCUGUGGAGCGCCGGGUCCGCGCUGUGUGCAACAUCCAUCGUUUCAUAGAGGCAUACCAGUACGACACCGAGGAGAACCUGUGGUGCCAGGUAACGGUGAAGCUCCCUCUGAUGAAGAUUAACUUUGACAUGAGCUCCCUGGCUGUGUCUUUGGCCCACAGUGCCGUGGUCUAUGAGACCAAGGGCAUCACCCGCUGCCUCCUGAAUGAAACAGCCAGUGACGGGAACACGAAGGAGCUUGUGUUGAACACAGAAGGCAUCAAUCUCCCAGAGCUGUUCAAGCACGCCGAGGUCCUGGAUCUGCGCCGUCUUUAUUCCAACGACAUCCACGCCAUGGCCAGCACCUAUGGCAUUGAGGCCGCACUGCGCGUGAUUGAGAAGGAGAUCAAGGAUGUGUUUGCCGUGUAUGGCAUCGCAGUGGACCCUCGCCACCUCUCCCUGGUCGCUGAUUACAUGUGCUUCGAGGGCAUCUACAAGCCAUUGAAUCGCAUCGGGAUCCGGUCAAACUCCUCCCCUCUGCAGCAGAUGACAUUCGAAACCAGCUUCCAGUUUCUGAAGCAGGCCACCAUGCUAGGAUCCCACGAUGACCUGAGGUCCCCUUCAGCCUGCCUCGUGGUUGGGAAGGUCGUCAAGGGCGGGACGGGCCUGUUCGAGCUCAAGCAGCCCCUGAGAUAGCGGCCACUGCAUCACCGGCUGGAGGACCUGGUGAGGGCAUGUCUGGCC
Carlito syrichta (Philippine tarsier) is the source of this 5314-nucleotide messenger RNA. It is a transcript of the gene POLR1A, whose product is annotated as RNA polymerase I subunit A. Gene Ontology annotation, molecular function: DNA-directed RNA polymerase activity; DNA binding. The record is from RefSeq and is a predicted model, not a curated record. Gene Ontology annotation, biological process: DNA-templated transcription. The transcript has 34 exons. Gene Ontology annotation, cellular component: RNA polymerase I complex. NCBI's taxonomy places the organism in Eukaryota, Metazoa, Chordata, Mammalia, Primates, Tarsiidae. Bases 116 to 5266 code for a protein of 1716 amino acids.